AUGCCGAACCACCGGCACCACCGCAGACACCAUUCCUGGCCCCACUGCGGCUCCGAGCUAUGCAUGCGGGCUCCAUCCAGCCUAGAAAUCCGCAACCUCCGCUCAAUAACCAUCACAGAAGCCAAUAACCAACAAUGGGCGCUUCAACAGCAGUCCACAGUUGUCCCUCUCAUUGCAGAGGAAGUCCCCGAUACCGACGACGCCGAAAUGGCAGGCAUAGUGCGCACGCCAUCGCGAAGCGUGCACCGUCUCUGGUCCCGCCCCACACAGAAGCCGCGAUGCGACGAUGUUCCGGACUCUGCGUCCGCGGCCGAGGCCCGGAAGCAUGUUCACCGGAGUGUGUUGCGAAGGCUGAUUCGGCGACCGCCGCUUGAUAAGACGCGGUCGUUGUUUGUUAUGCCGACGAUGAUGAAUGCCGGUGACCAGGUCAUGAUUUCGGGCUGGAUGCCUCCUAGGUUGUCAGCGAGGCCGGUUAUGGUGACUGAGCGGCGGAGCACGUUGUCGGUUGCUGAGUCGCCGCAGUUUGUUGCUGAGAGGAGGCAUAGAAGAUCGCAUCCUGCGCAGCCGCGGUCGUGGAGGGAGCCGAGUGCUAGUCUUUUUAGUUUGAAGGAGGAAUGA
Messenger RNA from Penicillium verhagenii, 618 nucleotides. RefSeq lists its product as uncharacterized. The transcript has a single exon. The coding region runs from base 1 to 618 and encodes 205 amino acids. The record is from RefSeq and is a predicted model, not a curated record. NCBI's taxonomy places the organism in Eukaryota, Fungi, Ascomycota, Eurotiomycetes, Eurotiales, Aspergillaceae.